AUGGCCUUCAUUGGCUGUGUCUGUGCCCAGGGUGUUUCCUCAGUGGCUCUGCCCUUUGGGCUCAAGGACAGUCCCGACAUCACCAGCACCGUGGAGCCCCUCGGCAGCCCUGAGACAGCAACCGAGUCACUUCCUUUCAACACUGGGCAGCAUCCACACUACAGCCAGCACGGGCCCAGCCUGGUGGACUUUCACCCUGGGCUGAGAAGUGCCCCUGGUCCCGUCUGUCUGUCUGGGAGGGCCUGGACCCUGGGGGGCAGGGCAGAGAUACAGGACGGAUCCGAUGGCCAGCCUGGGGCUCAGGUUUGGGGCAGCAUGGCUCCUGGGGGCCUGAUGGGCUUCCCUCUCAGCGCUGACAGCUCCUGCCUCACGGCAGAUUUAAGAGCCGUAGGAGACGCCACUCCAGAUGUGACCCUGCCAGGAGACGCCGCACCAGGGUCGAGGCCCUGCCUGUUGCACAAGUCGCCUCACAGAGCUGCACAAGGGGCUGAUCCCAGGGCCCGCCCAGGCCCGCGCCCUGUCUCAGGAUCAGCCCCAGCUGCUGGCGGCUGCAGGACAGGAGCCGUCUGGAGCCAGGAGAGCAGCGGGGAGCAGUGGUGGGACUAUGACUCCAGCAAGCCUGGCUGCUUUUCCGGGGGCUGGGGGACACAGGAGGCUCCUCCACUGACCAGCUCAGCUCCCCACUUCCCCUCUCCGUGCUGCGGUUCCCUGGGCCCUCGUGGGGAUGGGCCCCUGCGGCCACCCUGGGCAGAGCUGAGCCACGGCUGCCCUCGGGCCAUGGGGCCGCUGCUGGCCACCGCGCUGGUCCUCUGCUCUGCGUGGCAGGUUCACAGCGGGACCCUCGCCAGACUGCAGGCUCACCCAGAGCUUUGGCCACCAGCCCCAGCCCUGCCCAGAGCUGGAGGGCCCAAGCCCCUGCCGAGCGCUGUCUCCUGCGUGGGCCCUGCCCUGGGCCAGCUGCAGGCCCUGGGCAGUCCAGUCUAUGCACGAAUCUCUGGCACUUCCCAGCACAGCCGUCCCUGCCUGGGGCCAGUGUCCUGGCUCAGACACGACCCUGCCCGUCCCGUGCCAGCUUUCUGGAGCCGUUGCUCCAUGGGUGGAGCAGGGGCUGGGCGGCUCCUCACCGCCUGUUUCGAGGCCACAGAGGACUCCUGGGAGGACUUUGGGGCCUUCACUGAGAAGAAGAGAGUAGAUACAGGCAUGGCACCAGCUUCUGUCACCUCAGAGCCCCAGGUCCUCAGGAACUCGGAGAUGAUCGGCUUUGAGGUCCUGGCCUCCGCUUCCCACUACUGGCCACUGGAAACCGUGGAUGGCAUCCAUGAGCUGGGCUCUAUUCACAUGCCUCUCUGGACAGUGUGCCAGGCCCUUCCUGAUCUCACAGCUCUGUCCUUGUGCCUCCCAGGCUUUGAGGUCCUGGCCUCCGCUUCCCACUACUGGCCACUGGAAACCGUGGAUGGCAUCCAUGAGCUGCAGGACACAACAGAAGCCUUGCGAGCUCACAACCUCACUGUGCUCCCUUCCCAUAACGCCACCUUUGUGCGGAGCAAUGACUCCGUCUACUCAAACUUCUCUGCGACCGUAGAUAUCGUUGAGGGGAAAGUCAACAAAGGCAUUUACCUCAAGGAGGACAAGGGGGUGACGCUGCUGUACUACGGGAGGUACAGGAGCUCCUGCCUCAGCAGCCCGGCCCAGUGUGGCCCUGAGGGAGUCACGUUUUCCUUUUUCUGGAAGACCCAAGGAGAACAGUCCAGGCCAGCACCAUCCGCGUAUGGGGGCCAGGUCAUUUCUGAUGGCUUCAAAGUUCACGCUAGUGGCGGCAAAGGAGCUGUGGAGCUGUAUGUGCGUGAGAACUCCAUGACCUGGGAGGCCUCCUUUAGCACCCCAGGUCCCUACUGGACUCACAUCCUGUUCACGUGGAAGUCCAAGGAGGGCCUGAAAGUCUACGUCAAUGGGACUCUAAGUACCUCGGACCCGAGUGGGAAGGUGUCGCAUAGAUAUGGGGAGCCCAGCAUGAGCCUGGUGUUGGGGUCCGAGCAGGACCAGGCCAGGAGGGGUGAACAGAGCACCUUUGAUGAGUUCAUCAUCUGGGAGCGGGCGCUGACGCCUGACGAGAUCGCCAUGUACUUCACAGCGGCCAUCGGAAAGCAGGCGUUGCUGUCUCCCACCCCACUGGGCCUCUUCACGGUCCCCACCACGAGGAGCCGGGUAACCUCGGAUGCAUACCAGCCCAUUAUAACCAACCUGACCAAAAUGCGGACAGACAUUCAGAGCACCAACAUGGUUCUGAAUCACCUCCACAGCGUGGCCCUCAGCCUGCCCAGCAAGUCCCUUUCUGAGGCUACAGCACUGAGCCUCACCAUGAGCUUCCUGGAGAAGGCGGGGGAGGUGUUUCAGAUGCCCGGUUGGACAGCUGUGUCCCAGAACAGCUCCGUGGUGCUGGGCCUGAUCGACACCGUGGACUUGGUCAUGAGUCACAUAUCGACCAACCUGCAUGUCCAUGAACCCCAAGUCACCAUCAGUGGUUCCUCUUCCUUGGCAGAGUUUUCUGUGGCCAAACUCCUGCCCAAGACCAUGAAUUCCUCCCACUACCGCUUCCCAGCCCUUGGGCAGAACUAUAUUGAGAUCCCCCAGGAAGCCUUCCAUGGUCAAGCCUGGACAACCAUCGUGGGCCUCCUCUACCAUUCCAUGCAUCAAUACCUGAGCAGCAUCUCACCCACCAGCACCAGGAUCGCUGAGGCCGCAAAGUACAAAAACUUCCCACUGUCAGCUGCCAGCUCCCUCAUCUCUCUGGAGGUGUCCCCGCAGCCCAUGCUGUCCCAGAACCUGUCCGGCUCCCCGCUCGUCACAGUCCACCUCAGUCACACACUGGUGAGAAAACAGCUCAGUGCGGACACCAUCCAGAAAAACCGUGUGUUCCUGUACUGUGCCUUCCUGAACUUCAGCUCCAGGCCGGCCGUGUGGUCGGACGAAGGCUGCACGCGGCUCGAGAGCAGCCGCCACCUGCACGUGUCCACCUGCCGCUGCUCCCACCUCACCAACUUCGCCAUCCUCAUGCAGGUGGUGCCGCUCGAGCUGACCCAAGGGCACCAGGUGGCGCUGUCCUCCAUCAGCUACGUGGGCUGCUCCCUGUCCGUGCUGUGCCUGUUGGCUACCCUCGCCACCUUCGCCGUGCUGUCCUCCGUCAGCACAAUCCGGAAUCAGCGCUACCACAUCCAUGCCAACCUGUCCUUGGCAGUGCUGCUGGCCCAGGUCCUGCUGCUCGUCAGCUUCAGGUUGGAGCCGGGCACGAUGCCAUGCCGCGUGCUGGCCGGACUCCUGCACUACUUCUUCCUGAGUGCCUUCGCCUGGAUGCUGGUGGAGGGGCUGCACCUCUACAGCCUGGUCAUCAAGGUCUUCGGCUCGGAGGACAGCCAGCACCUCUGCUACUAUGGGAUAGGCUGGGGACUUCCCCUCCUGGUCUGUGCUAUCACUGUAUCCGCUGCCAAGGACAGCUAUGGGGCAGAUAACAACUGCUGGUUGUCUCUGAAGAAUGGCGCCAUCUGGGCCUUUGUGGCCCCUGCCCUGUUCGUCAUUGUGGUCAACAUGGGGAUCCUCAUCGCUGUGACCAGGGUCAUUGCCCAGAUCAGUGCUGACAACUACAGGCUGCAUGGAAACCCAAGUGUCUUCAAGCUGACUGUGAAGGCAGUUGCAGUGCUGCUGCCCAUCCUGGGAACCUCGUGGAUCUUUGGGGUGCUCGCUGUCGACAGACAGGCCGUGGUCUUCCAGUAUAUGUUUGCCAUCCUCAACUCCUCCCAGGGUCUCUUCAUCUUCCUCUUUCACUGUCUGCUCAACUCUGAGGUGAGAGCCGCCUUCAAGCACAAAACCAAGAUCUGGUCCCUCACCAGCAGCUCUGCCCGAAACGCCACUGGGAAGCCCUUCACCACUUCAGACAUCGUGAAUGGGGUCCGACUGGGCACAACCUCACCCAAACAAGUGGACCUGUCUGCAGUGUGAGCGCUGAGGCCACUGGCCUGCCGGGACACACCCCAACAACAAGGGAAGAGAUGGUUGGCCACACCCGCAACUCAGCCCUGAGACUCUGCCUGGCCCCAGAUCUCACCAGCACCCCAGCCCCUCACCCUGUGGCACCAGGACCCAACACAGUGCACCAGCAAGGAGUCCUGGGAGGGAGCCACAGCAGGCAGGUGCCCAGGAAUGGGAAGGGAGGAAUCUCCCCACAGCUAAAGGGCUGGGGAAGCAUCUUCGAGUGUGAAGGCUGCCAGUAGCAGGACCCUCUUUCCUGUAGGGCCUGUCCUGGGCCACCCUAACACCAGCAUUUCUCGGGCCUUUUCCUAGUGGGAGCCUCUCAGCCACCGAUUCCCAAGUGGCCUCCGGUGGCUGGUUUCCCAGCUCCUUUCCCAGUGCACCCCCAACCACUGUCUGUCAUGGAGCACCUAUAGUUGGGCUUCCCAGCAUCUGAGCAGGGACCAUGGGAUAAGCACCUUUCUCCCUCCUGUGGCCUGUCUCCCCAGGGGACACAGCAGAGGUUUGCCAAGCCUGGGAGGGGUGAUUGGCAUUGGGACU
This is a messenger RNA of Suncus etruscus (white-toothed pygmy shrew), 4563 nucleotides long. RefSeq names its product adhesion G protein-coupled receptor D1 (gene ADGRD1). Bases 1 to 3993 code for a protein of 1330 amino acids. Gene Ontology annotation, cellular component: membrane. The record is from RefSeq and is a predicted model, not a curated record. Gene Ontology annotation, molecular function: G protein-coupled receptor activity. Gene Ontology annotation, biological process: cell surface receptor signaling pathway; adenylate cyclase-activating G protein-coupled receptor signaling pathway. The transcript is spliced from 34 exons. Lineage: Eukaryota; Metazoa; Chordata; Mammalia; Eulipotyphla; Soricidae.